Molecule: messenger RNA, 5219 nt
Organism: Andrographis paniculata
Lineage: Eukaryota; Viridiplantae; Streptophyta; Magnoliopsida; Lamiales; Acanthaceae
Product: farnesylcysteine lyase
Exons: 4
Coding region: 537-3854 (1105 amino acids)
Biological process (GO): prenylcysteine catabolic process; defense response to other organism; prenylated protein catabolic process
Molecular function (GO): prenylcysteine oxidase activity; ADP binding
Source: RefSeq, a predicted model, not a curated record
AGGAAGAACAAUUCAAAAAAUCCUUCAAUGGCUCUCUCCAACCCCCCUUGCAAUGUUGUGGAUGAUAUGAUUUUAAGUAUGAUGAUCAAAUACCAGACAGGAUUAGGAAAAUCCAUUUUCAUGUUCAGACUCAUAUGUUACCGCUCGGAUUUGCAUCAUUGGAGUUCUUCCGGCUCAGCCAUUCAUGGAGCAUUUUGGUCCGAAACUCGAAUCUACAGUAGCAUUAGCGAGUUUCGUCGUUCUCCUAUGCCGUUUAAAAAUUGUAUGGCAGAGUGGGGAAAGCUAUUUCAGAAUGGGAAUGAAACCUAAAGCAGCCGCAAUUCUAAUGGCUGCCAGAAGGACAUGUGGAAACUUCGGAGAAGGUAUGAAAACGAAGCAUAUGGCGUUUACGAGUGAAGGCUCAUUGAAUUUUACGAACAGUAGCACAAUUAUUUUAUUAGGUCAAUGGAGCGCACCGAAUUCGGUGGCAUCUUCAUUCCAUGUAUAUUACGUAGAUCUUCGAUUGCAACGCCAUUGCAUCUGAGCUUUGAGAUCGAAUGGAUUCGUCUUCUCUGCCUAAACUUAUCAAAGAAAUCAGUCGAUGGACUUACACAGGCCGUUUCUCCCAUUCCCAAAUCGAAACCCUAUUGAAUUACUUCCUGCAAGUCGGGGUUGACUCUGCCUUCGUCUCCAGGCUUUACACGAAACUAGGUCUGCCCCAUGGCUGCUGCGACGGAUUUGAGCCUCGGAAUUACGACAACUUCGAAGAAACGGUUAUGGGCGUCUUGCAGGACCUUGGGGAUUGGUUCAAAGUGCCAAAGGUUCAGCAGCUUUCUCGAAUGGAGAAAAUCCCCCACAGGAAUGAACUUAUUGCAGGUUUCAUCAGUUUUCUCCUUCAACUAGCUGAUACUCCUCAUCAAAACUCCCCGAUUUUGAAUGCUUCCGUUUUGGAGGAGCUGAGGUUUCUGAUCGUGAUUCUCGGGGACAGACCAUUUCAAGCCAUGGAGUAUAAGCAGGUGCAGAAAAUCCUUGCGGAAUUCGAAAAAGUGGGUAAUGAAGCUGGUAUGUUAGUUCACUCUCUUAUUUUCAGUAAUCAUUCACCGACGCAUUCUAUGAAUGAUCACGCCAUUAGUGUUCUUACUGAGCAUAUAAAUCUCUUGAAGGUCAAAAUAAUCGAUUUCUUGUAUCUUGCGACGAACGUCGUGAUCUGGCCAAAGAAUGGUUUGGUAUUAGGUUCUCGUGUUAAACAUUUUCGCCAUUUGAAAACCAAGAUUCUCAAGUUCUUGAAAAUUACACCGCGUGCUAUAGUUUUCCCAAAGACAAAUAGCACUGUAGAUUAUCUGUCCAUUGUUGAUUCACUCCUCUAUGAUGUCGACUAUAUAAUGGGUGGUGUUGCUGAUCGAAUUGCUGAGAUUAAUGGUCAGCUUAAACUGCUCCGUCGAUGGCUGAUGCGUCUGCAGCAUUUGGUCAAGGGAGCUAAGGUGUCUCAAUUAUCUGAUGACUUUAUGCAGAUUAUCGAUGUGGCUUACGAAUCUGAAUAUUUGAUCAGCUCUUUUGUUGUUGGAGAUGCUCCUCUUUGGUACCUUGCCAUCAGGUUGGCUCAUAUCAAUGCCAAGAAAAACAAGCUCGAUCGAGUUAUGCUACGGCUGAUGAAUAAAAAUUCAGAUGUUGGCGAUUCGAGAGCUGCAGAGGAUUUCAUUGCACAGCCGCAUCCAACUAGAAGAGAUUCUGCAGACGAUGUAAUGGUUGGUUUUGAGGAUCUGGAAAGGGAUAUUUUGGACCAGUUGGUAGCAGGAGGGGAACAAUGUCAGUUUAUUUCCAUCAUUGGUAUGCCUGGAAUUGGUAAGACUACUUUGGCGAAGAAGUUGUAUACACAUCAGUUGGUUAGUCACCACUUCGACAAAAGCUUGUGGUGCGUAAUCUCACAAGUGUAUAAUUUGAAAAACCUAUUGAUCACCAUUUUGAUGAGCUUAAGAAGUGAGAGGGAUGAUGAUGAACUCGCGAAGAUGGAUGAGGAAAGUCUUGCCCUGCAAAUGUACAAAAUUUUGAAGGAUAGGCGAUACUUAAUAGUAAUGGACGAUAUAUGGAGCUCAAAUGUGUGGGACGACCUUCAUAGAUAUUUCCCGGAUGAUAAAAAUGGGAGCCGGAUAAUAUUCACUAGUCGGAACAAGGAUGUGGCGCUUCCAGGUAGCAUCAUUCAUGAGAUACCCCUCUUGUCUGAUGAUAAGUGUUGGAAACUAUUGAAAAUGAAGGUUUUCGGAGACAACCCUUGCCCUCCACAGUUGGAAGACAUUGGGAAGAAAAUUACAGCAAAAUGCUAUGGAUUGCCACUAGCCGUAGUUGUUAUAUCCGGUAUUCUUUCGACUGUAGAGAAUGAAGAAGGCACAUGGAAAAAUAUUGGAGAAAGUUUGGACCCUUAUUUAUUUUCGGAACAAAGCAACUCAGUGAUGCGAAUAUUGGAACUUAGUUACAAACAGCUACCAACGUAUCUGAAACCGUGUUUUCUUUAUUUUGGAGUAUUUCAAGAAGAUGCAGAGAUCCCUGUUAAGAAGUUGAAACAGCUCUGGAUUGCCGAAGGAUUCGUACAGGAAGAAGACAACACGAGAUCAGAUAGUGUUGCGGAAGAAUAUUUGAAGGAACUGAUUGCUAAAAGUCUUGUACUAAUUGUCAAACGACGAUCAAAUGGUGGCGCCAAAGCUUGCGCUAUUCAUGACUUAUUGCGGGAUUUAUGCCUCAGAAUAUCCGAGAAGGAAAAUUUUGCGAAACUAGUAGAUCAUGACUGCUCAAUAUGGAACCAGAAAUUCCAUCAUCUGUCCGUUCAAAUGAAUCAGUCAUAUUUUGCUUUGCCUUGUCAUUUGGCGCCGUAUAGCGCACGCGUUCGUAGUUUUUCAUGCUGUGGUUCGGAGAGAUCGUUCUCGCUCCUCAACAUGAGAUCGUUAAGAGUUUUACAUUUUCAGCAGCAAUACUCUAAUCAUGAUUAUUCAGGAAUUCAAAAUUUGGUUCACUUGAGAUACAUGGCUAUAAACAGUAUUCCUUCUGGUUUACAUCUUCUCAUGAAUCUCGAAUUUCUUACAGUGAACAACAGAAUUAUCUUGUACACACCGUUACUGCAGAUGGCGAAGCUGCGGUACCUCUCCUCUGAAAGUGCCUUUUUUCCUGCUGAAGGUCGUAGUACCGAAGAGUCAAGUAAACUGGAAUUUCUUUCCGAGAUUCUGAUAAGUAAGGAAGAAGAUGAAGAGAUGAUGAAAUGUUUCCCCCUUCUCCGCAAACUGAAGUGUAUGUAUAAAAUGUUUGAGCGACGCAAUGGGGAAUAUGCAUUUCUUGAUCUCCACUUCCUCGACCUCCUGGAGUCACUGACAGUGACGGUCUCCCGUUGGGACUCUGGGUUAUCUUCGAUUAGUAUCCCCUUUAGCAUAAAAAAGCUGAAUCUAUGCAACCUGCAGCUGCCCUGGGAGAGUAUAUCGAUCAUUGGGUUGUUGCCGAAUCUUGUGGUUCUCAAAUUAAGAUAUCAAGCCUUUCAGGGAGAGAUUUGGAGCACGAACGACGAUGAGUUCAAGCAGCUUAGAUACUUGAAGUUGGAAUGGCUGGAUCUCAACCAAUGGGACGUCUCCUCGAGCGAUCAUUUCCCUAGGCUUCAACGGCUUGUCUUGCAUGAUUGCUGCGAUCUAGAAAUGAUCCCUUCUGAGAUUGGCGGGAUUGCGACGUUGGAGCUGAUUGAGGUGCGUGGGAAGUGUCGUAAGUCAGUUGAAGAGUCUGUGAUGCAAAUUCAGCAAGAACAAUUGGAUAUGGGAGACGAAAACCUCAGGGUGGAUAUUCAGCUUGACGACAACGAUGUUUCAUCUGAUGAAGAUAGUUCCCCGGCAUCCAGCCCAUGAAUUUGUUUUAAUCUGGUAACUCUUCGACUCCUUAUUUUCGCCCAAUUUACAUGCUUUUGCUUGCAUCGAACAUGGAGCUCCCAUACCUACCUGAACUUAAUCUGUGUAUUGUAAUGUCGAUGAAUGCCGGGAUCAUUGAGAGUUGAUGAUAUGAUCAUUUUGGUUGACUCUCGUAUCUGUUUUCGGUUAAUUGGUAGAUAUUGAAGUGUUCUUGCAUUGCAACAAUUUAGACAUCUUCCAACUAACUUGUAGCUACCCUUUUAUUUAGGCAACGUGUGGUUGCAAUUACAAGUAGACUGCCUUCCCUCUGAUCAUUACAAUGUCGAUUGCAGAUUUCGAUUAUCCUAAGCUUGAUAAAUAUAGAAUGAGAUUCUAAGAUUGGUUUUACAGUUUACCACAAAUGGAAAUGGUGGCCUUCGUCCUCAAAAGCCACCGCUCCUUUUCUCUCAUCCUAAAUUCAUCGUAUCUCCCUGCAAGAAAUCUGCAUCCUGUUUGUCUUGAUUGCAGAUCUGUUGCCAUGCUGCAUCCCGUCUGCUCCGAUUUCUGAUUCCAGGGCGCGAGACCAACAUGGAUCUUUUCCUGAGAGCGAGCACGGUCCGGCUCAUCAGCUACCGCGACAAGAACCUGGUGGCGGAGGACAACCACGCGACGAUCAGCCAAGGCAGCGAUGGAUCCGCGAAAAACGCGAUAUGGAGCGUCGAGAUCAUCGAUGGAAAAGAUUGCAUCCGACUCAAGAGCUGCUUCGGCACGUACCUGACGGCGACAAGCAUGGCGUUCAUGCCGGGGGGUUUGUCGGGGAAGAAGGUGAUCCAGCGGUGGCCGUCUCAGAGCAACUCUGCGUCGGAAUGGGAGCCGGUGCGGGACGGGAUGCAGGUGCGGCUGAGGUCUCUGUGGGGCUGCUUCCUCCGCCCCCACUCCGGCCUCCCGCCGUGGAGAAACUCCAUCACGCACGACGUCCCGUGCACCGCGAAGAUGCGUGAGAAGGUCCUGUGGAACGUCGAGGUCGUCGAAAAGUGCCCCGACCGUGGUAUUUGGCGGGGCGGUUAUCCAGCGACGGCGGCGGCCGGCGGCGGUCAGCAGAACGGCAGGGAAUGUAGCUUGAAGGAAGUGAUGCUGAAGGAAAGGAUGCAAAGCGUCUCUGAUGUACGGUGGCUGUGGUACAGAAAGAUGUUCUCGCCAUUCUCCGGAUGAUCUAAUUAAUGUGUCUGAUAUAUAAACCACCUUGAUAUAUCAGAACUUAAUGCUAAACACUGCGAUACUAUAAACAACACAUAAUAUAUAUAUAUAUAUAUGUAAUAUAAAGUCAGCUCUAAAAAGUCAAACUGCAAUUCCUCCUUCAAGCUUCCAAUCCAAAACUCAAAUCAU